CGUGAUAUUAAAAAAAAAAACAUAUUGCGCACAAUAUAAUAUUCAGGAAAGAGAGAGAAGUUUUUUAUUCAUUCAUGUACCGUCGCCACUGUCAGCAGCCAUGGACGCUGCUCCCUCCUCCGCCGCCGCCGCCGCUGCCGUCGCCAUCGCCGCCUCGCUCCAACUCAAACGGCCUCACCGCAAGACUCUGUUUCUCCCCCGGCACACCCUCUCGGCCACUUCGUUCAGCUUCAAUCUCGCUCCCUCCCCUCGCCGCCGCCAUCUCCUCCCUUCUUCCUCCGCCUCUGCGACUUCAGCUUCCUGCUCCUCCUCGCCUCCCCUCCCUUCUCUCUCUUCCGAUUCCGUUUCACGGGAGCUCCGCCACUGGCUGGUCUCCACCGACGUUCCUCCGCCAGGGCUGGACUCGAAGCCCGAGGUCAUCAACUUCUACGUCGGCAUGCUCCAGAGAGUUCUCGGCAGCGAGAGAGAUGCUCAGAUGUGCAUGUACGACGCUUCCUGUGAAACCCCCUUCGGAUUUCGUUGCCAGGUCGAUGAAGAUGCGGCUCGCCGGCUCGCCCGCGUACCUGGAGUUUUAGCGGUUAGGCCUGACCCGGAUCAUGUAUCAGCAAUAAAGGAUUACUCAGACAGGCAACCUGGUUACUUAUCCGACCCAAACAUUGGAAGCCCAUGGCUGUUUCCGUUGGGGACUACUAAACAAUGGCUUGUUCGGGUGGAUAAAUCAGGAGUCGGAGUGGUUACUAAGGCGCAGAUGGUCGAUUAUUAUGCUCAAAUACUAGCCAAGGUUCUUGGGAACGAGAAGGAUGCGCAGAUGUGUAUUUAUCACGUUUCCUGGCUAUCCAACUAUGGUUUCUGUUGUGAAAUAGAUGAAGAAUGUGCAAGAGAGCUAGCUGAUAUCCCUGGCGUUUUAUCUGUUCAACGAGAUGAGAAUUAUAAAUCUGAGAUAAAGGAUUAUGGAGAUAGCAAUUUGCAGAAUGCUACAGGUUCAGCAGCAUCCUCUGGAGCAGAUCAUACAUCCCCCAUAAGAACAAAGAAACUUUUUGUAACUGGCCUUUCAUUUUACACAUCCGAGAAAACAUUACGUGCUGCAUUUGAAGGCUUUGGGGAGCUUGUUGAAGUGAAAAUCAUAAUGGACAAGAUAUCGAAAAGGUCAAAAGGAUUUGCCUUUGUUGAGUAUACUACGGAGGAAGCUGCAAGUGCAGCACUGAAAGAAAUGAAUGGCAAGAUCAUCAAUGGUUGGAUGAUAGUCGUUGACGUUGCAAAGAGUAACCCACCACGCCACAGCAGAGGCCGCCCCAGAUAAGCUACGAGAGAGAGAGAGAGAGAGAGAGAGAGAGAGAGAGAGAGAGAGGAGGGCUUUCAUUUAUUUAUUGUUUAAACUCUUAUGGUCUAUGAUAAUAGUUUUGCUCCAUCCAGUCUGUUCUCCAUUUAUUCACAUUCUUGUUGCCUCGUACCUCCAAAAGUGCAAGUUAAGAUCUUGAGUCCGCAGUUGGGUCGCGCUCUCAUCUUGUGCUAGACAUUUUGAGUCAUGACAUUCUCGGCCGGGAGUUUGUGUAUAUUUCACUUACAAAUUGUCCUUAUUUCUCAUCAGAUUUCAUUCA
Messenger RNA from Syzygium oleosum, 1598 nucleotides. Its product is annotated as organelle RRM domain-containing protein 1, chloroplastic. Gene Ontology annotation, biological process: cytidine to uridine editing; mitochondrial mRNA modification. Gene Ontology annotation, cellular component: mitochondrion. Gene Ontology annotation, molecular function: RNA binding. Lineage: Eukaryota; Viridiplantae; Streptophyta; Magnoliopsida; Myrtales; Myrtaceae. The transcript has 9 exons. The record is from RefSeq and is a predicted model, not a curated record. The coding region runs from base 101 to 1300 and encodes 399 amino acids.